AUGCAUCUUACUCAAAUUGCCUUUCUCUCUGUCCUGCUGGACAUCUGCGCUGGUGUCCCAGUCCAGGAUAGUCCUCGUGAGAGACUUCUGAAAGGUCUUGGAAUCCCAGACAACUACCGAGGUGUGACUGGCGGCAAGAAAGUCCCCUUCACACCCGGCCACAGAGACCCCUACGACUCAGCUGUUGAUUCUGUAGGGGAUGAUCUUGAUCCUCUUCCCUGGCGCAAUGGUCUAGGAGCUUCUGUCCUUGGGCCUUGGAAUGAGGCGCGAUCGCGACAGAGCCCUGAUCUCGUCAGACCUCCCAGCACUGACCAUGGCAAUCUUGCCAAUAUGCGCUGGAGUUUUGCUGACUCCCACAUCCGCAUUGAGGAGGGCGGAUGGACCCGCCAGACCACUGUUCGCGAGCUUCCCACAAGUGUUGAGCUUGCUUCGGUGAACAUGCGUCUUGGUGAAGGCGUUUACCGUGAGCUUCACUGGCACAAGGAGGCCGAGUGGGCUUACGUUCUCGAUGGAGAAGUGCGAGUGACAGCUCUUGAUUACGAGGGCGGAAACUUCAUCGACGACCUCAAGAAGGGAGAUCUCUGGUACUUCCCCAGCGGAGUUCCUCACUCUCUCCAGGGUCUCAGCCCCAACGGAACUGAGUUCCUUCUCAUCUUUGACGACGGACGCUUCUCUGAGGAGUCCACCUUUGUUCUCUCAGACUGGCUUGCACACACACCCAAGUCCGUCAUUGCUAAGAACUUCGAUCUCGAGCCAGAGGUCUUCAAGAACAUCCCCAAGGGAGAAAAGUACAUUUUCCAAGGCCGCAACCCUGGCAAGAUCUCAGACGAGGCCCCCAAGGGCAAAAAGGCUAAGAAGUCAAAAUACAACUUCACCCACCGCAUGCUCGACCAAACCCCUCUCAAGACCAGCGGCGGCGAAGUCCGCAUCACUGAUUCCAAGAACUUCCCCAUCUCCAAGACCGUGGCUGCAGCCCACGCCAUCAUCGAGCCCGGUGCUAUCCGUGAGAUGCACUGGCACCCUUCUGCCGAUGAGUGGUCUUUCUUCAUCAAGGGCCGUGCCAGAGUCACCAUCUUUGCUGCUGAAGGCACUGCUAGAACCUUUGACUACGUCCCCGGUGAUGUUGGCAUUGUUCCCCGCAACAUGGGACACUUUGUUGAGAACAUUGGUGACGAGCCUGUUGAGAUGCUUGAGGUUUUCCGUUCAGAUGAGUUCAGAGAUAUCUCUCUCUUCCAGUGGAUGGGUGAGACACCUAAGAAGCAGGUCAUUGACACCCUGUUUGCCAACGACCCCAAGAACGCUGAGAAGUUCUGGGAUAAGAUCAAGGAUGCUGAUAACGAGGUGAUUACCAAGCCUGACUUUUACAAGCACCGUGAAGAUGAGACUGCCGGCGAAUUGUAA
This is a messenger RNA of Fusarium coffeatum, 1401 nucleotides long. RefSeq lists its product as uncharacterized. Gene Ontology annotation, biological process: oxalate metabolic process. NCBI's taxonomy places the organism in Eukaryota, Fungi, Ascomycota, Sordariomycetes, Hypocreales, Nectriaceae. The coding region runs from base 1 to 1401 and encodes 466 amino acids. The transcript is spliced from 4 exons. The record is from RefSeq and is a predicted model, not a curated record.